AUUUAAUCGACGUAAAACUCGCAAAACUCUUCAGUAUAUUUUCAACCUUUACUGUCUUCACGAUGAAAGGCCCCAAGUUAUAUGCACUGGCUACUUUGCUUUAUAUCUCCUUGUUUCUAACACUUGAGCUGGCACUGUGUAGCUCCCUUCCUUCCGCCUCUGGCGUACAUCACAGCAGUGAUGACGAAUCUGACAGUCUCACAAAGCCUUUGCUGAGCAAAUCACGGUCUAGAAGUAGUAGCCCUUCGCCACCAAAGCGAUCACCAGCACCUGCACCUGCACCAGCAACUUCAAAAGGAGCAAGUAUUACAUCGGUAUAUGCACAUCAUAGAGCAUUGAUGUAUACGGCAGCAUCUGAAAGAUCGAAACGUGAGAUGCAUGCCCGAAACAAAAGAAGACAAAGGCAAUUUUUCGAGUCAAAAGCUGCUGAAAGAGCAGAAAGAACAGGCAUUUCGCCCUCUCGUGGUCGCCGGUUCGAGAAUACUGCUAGAGCUGUAAUGCCUCCUUCUCCUACUGGCUCACAUCCUAGUGCAUCAUCUUCAAGCAAUUCUGCGGGAAACACAUCAGAGCACUCUUCUCAUCCUGGAACUAGAAGUGAUCGUCUGCGUGGAUACAUACCACCCACUCUAAGGGAAGUGGGAGUAGAGCCUGCGUCUACACAAUCAGGCCGUCAGCAAGCUGCAUCAUCAUCAUCACCUGCUGCUGCUGCUGCUGCUCAUGUAAAUGGCAAAAAACCAAGUGAUGGCAGUCCACCAACAUCUCCUUCCCGUCACAGUCCCAAACGAUCUCAAGGCAAAUAA
Messenger RNA from Meira miltonrushii, 800 nucleotides. RefSeq lists its product as uncharacterized. The record is from RefSeq and is a predicted model, not a curated record. The coding region runs from base 63 to 800 and encodes 245 amino acids. Lineage: Eukaryota; Fungi; Basidiomycota; Exobasidiomycetes; Exobasidiales; Brachybasidiaceae. The transcript has a single exon.